This is a messenger RNA of Larimichthys crocea (large yellow croaker), 3392 nucleotides long. It is a transcript of the gene loxl4, whose product is annotated as lysyl oxidase-like 4. The transcript has 15 exons. The coding region runs from base 167 to 2605 and encodes 812 amino acids. Gene Ontology annotation, biological process: peptidyl-lysine oxidation; collagen fibril organization. The record is from RefSeq and is a predicted model, not a curated record. Gene Ontology annotation, molecular function: copper ion binding; protein-lysine 6-oxidase activity. Gene Ontology annotation, cellular component: membrane. Lineage: Eukaryota; Metazoa; Chordata; Actinopteri; Sciaenidae.
AGGGAGGGAGGGAGGCAGGGAUAUAGGGAGAAGGAGGGAAAAAGGGAGGAUUGACUAAGGAGAGCAUUUAGUAGACACACUCCUUCACUCAGUCACUCUCCCCUAGCUGGUGACGUCCACCACUGCAAACAUUUGCUGCCUGCCAGACCCCCUCCUUUCAGUCACGAUGACCCGCACCCUCUGCUUGAGCUCCCUCCUGCUCCUCGUCCUCCUCGCUCUGCUGUCCCUCUCCUGUCCCGCUCGUGCUGAACCUCGACGGGGCACGACGUCCUCUCACCGCAGGGCGGCUCGCGCGCCAGCCGCCAAGGUGCGUUUGGCGGGAAACUACGCGCGAGAACCGCACGAAGGGCGAGUGGAGGUGCUGCACAACAACACCUGGGGGACCAUCUGCGAUGAUGAAGUGGACAUCAAACUGGCCAACGUGGUGUGCAGAGAGCUGGGUUUCCGGGGUGGUAUAACCUGGGCACACAGCGCAAAGUAUGGAGAAGGAGCGGGCCCAAUAUGGAUGGAUAAUGUACGCUGUGAUGGCACAGAGAAGUCCUUGAAGGACUGCAAACACAACGGCUGGGGGGUCAAUGACUGUAAACACUCUGAAGACUUGGGGGUGGUGUGCACCACUGAGCGUAGGCUGGAUCAGACGGCCAGCAGAGGCUACACCACCGCCUCCAGGCCCAAUGGCAGCCCCGCACCUCAGUGGCAGGGUCCUGUGACCUCCCGUGGGCCAGGAUAUGGCUAUUAUGGUAACGGACAUCCACAUGAGAUCCCCAGGUUCCAAAGACACCACCACUACCAGGGUCAGAGUAAGGUGCAAAUUGAAGAGGUCCGUCUUCGUCCUAUCCUCAUGGCUACUAAGAGGAAGAGUCUGGUCUCAGAGGGUGUGGUGGAAGUGAAGCAUGCUGGGAGAUGGAGGCAGGUUUGUGACCUGGGUUGGAGUCUCAACAGCAGCCGGGUUGUGUGUGGGAUGCUCGGCUUUCCAGAGGCGACUAAGCACAAUGUCAAAACAUACAAGAAAAUUUGGGAUACUAAGGUUGUAGAUCCAUCAACAAGACUGAGCCUCAUGGCAAGGAAGAAAGGAUUCUGGGUAGAAAAGGUUCACUGUAUGGGCACUGAAAACACCCUGUCAGAGUGCCUUGCUCAGCUGUCAAUCCCCCGUAGUCCCACCCCUUGUAAGAACGGGAGACAUGCAGUGGUUAAGUGUGUACCAGGACCUCAAUUUGCUCGCAUCUCCUCAGGAAGACCCCAGGCCCCUUAUCCAGUUGUGCCUGUGCGUCUGAAGGCUGGUCCCAGGCUGGGUGAGGGUCGCGUAGAGGUGCUCAGAGACGGAAAAUGGGGGACGAUUGUGGACCACAUGUGGGACAGAACUGCAGCCAGUGUGGUGUGCAGAGAACUGGGCUUCGGUACAGCCAAGGAUGCCCUAAAUGGAGCCUUUAUGGGCCAAGGUACAGGACCUAUCCAUAUGAACACUGUCCAGUGUAUGGGAUCAGAGCGCUCCAUCCUAGACUGCUACUUCCAGGAAGUCCAGCCAUGGACAUUCAAACACAGCCAGGACGCCUCAGUACGCUGUAACAUCCCUAAGACUGGCAUAGAGAACACGGUGCGGCUUGCUGGUGGUAGAGUCCCAUCAGAAGGCCGUGUGGAGGUGUUAAUGGAGGUUGGGGGUCGUAAGCGUUGGGGCACUGUCUGUAGUGAGAACUGGGGCAUUAACGAGGCUAUGGUGGUAUGCAGACAGCUUGGCCUGGGCUUUGCUGCCAGUGCUCAUCAGGAGACCUGGUACUGGUCUGGUGAGCCAAAUGCAGCUGAGGUGAUUCUCAGUGGAACUCACUGUGUGGGCACAGAGCUUUCAGUCCAACACUGUCGACGCAACAACCAUGUCCAUUGUCCACGAGGAGGUGGAAACAAGGCAGCGGGAGUCACCUGUUCAGAUACGGCACCUGACCUCGUUCUGGAUGCGCAGCUGGUCCAGGAGACAGCCUACCUGGAAGACCGACCCCUCCACCUGCUGACCUGUGCCAAUGAAGAAAACUGUCUGUCCUCGUCUGCUGCCAGGAUGAACUGGCCUUAUGGCCACCGACGCCUGCUGCGCUUCUCCUCCCGCAUCAUGAACCUGGGUCGGUCCGAUUUCAGACCCAAAGCGACAAGGGAGAGCUGGACAUGGCACCAGUGUCACAGGCACUAUCACAGUAUCGAGGUGUUCACACAUUACGACCUGCUGACUCUGAACGGCACAAGGAUUGCAGAGGGACACAAGGCCAGUUUCUGUCUGGAGGACACGUACUGCCCUGAUGGACUCCAGAAACGGUUCUCCUGCUAUAACAUGGGUGAUCAGGGUAUCUCUGUGGGCUGCUGGGAUACGUAUCGCCAUGAUAUCGACUGUCAGUGGAUUGACGUGACAGAUGUACGACCUGGAGACUACAUCUUCCAGGUGGAAGUCAACCCCGCAAUGGACAUGGCUGAGUCUGACUUUAUGAACAAUGUCAUGAGAUGUCGGUGCAGAUAUGAUGGCCACAGAGUUUACAUGUAUGGAUGUCAUGCAGGAGAUGCAUACAGUGCGGAGACUGAAGACCUGUUUGAGCACCAGAGGCAAAUCACCAACAACUUUGUGUAGCCCAUCCCAGGGCCCAGUACGAAGGCCUUCCGAUGGGGCCCGGAGACUACUCAGGGUGGGCUGAGGUUGAUGGCCCUCUGGACCCUAGCACCCACAAUAACACACAAAAUUGCACCUGUUCAUCUCCUUGGCAUAUGUGGAUAAAAUGUUCAUCAGCACAUCAUAUCACAGCAGUGACCAUUGUCACUGGAGAGUGGAAAAGAUGCCAGACAGCUCAACAUGUUUUUUUUACUCUAGUUAAGUAAAAAGAUAUUGGAUAAUGAUUCAAACUAUACUGAUUUUUGUGAAUGUGGAGGACUAGUAACUUAAGUUAGUUAUUCAUAUACGCAUGAAAGAUCUUAAUGUCGCUAUAACUAAACUGUCGCAGAGACAACAGGGAAGCCGAUGCUGUUGGGAAAUCUCAUUCCCAAACUAGAAUAUAUGAAAAUCUGAGAAAAAAAAUAUUGUGAGUUUGUGUAAUUUCUGUCGCAAAAGACUGAUUUCAUGCACAUGUAGCAAAAAAGUACUAUGAUUGGCUCUGUUGGCUUUAUUUCAACCAACUUCUUUACUUAUUGAAUCAUUUGUAACUGUUGCGCAUUUACAUUACUUAAAUAUUGGUGCUCUUUAACAAUACUGUAUGUCGUUAUAUUAACCUCAAUAUGUUUCAGGUGAACAGUGUUGUACAAUGCAUUUUGUGUAGUUUUCUUUUACAGUUGCAAACAAAAACAAAAGUUAAUUAUGUGCUUUAUCAUCGCUUUGGUUUUAACAAAAUUAUUGUUUUAUAAAAGAGUAGUCAUGCUAAAGUUUU